Molecule: messenger RNA, 3408 nt
Organism: Cydia amplana
Lineage: Eukaryota; Metazoa; Arthropoda; Insecta; Lepidoptera; Tortricidae
Product: probable phospholipid-transporting ATPase IIB
Exons: 19
Coding region: 129-3287 (1052 amino acids)
Biological process (GO): retrograde vesicle-mediated transport, Golgi to endoplasmic reticulum; phospholipid translocation; endocytosis
Cellular component (GO): plasma membrane; endosome; trans-Golgi network
Molecular function (GO): ATP binding; ATPase-coupled intramembrane lipid carrier activity; ATP hydrolysis activity
Source: RefSeq, a predicted model, not a curated record
GUUAUACCAAGCGAUAAACAAGGCAUAACAAUAAAAUAUUAAACAUCGAUAAAUCAAUAGCAUGUGUCAUUAGAUUGUUGUAAAAUUAUGUGUUAGUAGAAAAUACUUUGUCUGGGUAUAUUACAAACAUGGAAACCACUCCAUUACUAUCCAGACCUAAGAGGAAAUCUUUAUGGUCAAGAUUUAGCUUCCGUAAAAAAGAGUUGACAUCUAGAGUCAUUUAUCUGGGGCAACUACCAGAUGAAGAUUUUCCACCAAACUUUAUUUGUAAUCAAAAAUAUAAUAUUAUAACAUUCCUUCCACUGGUAUUGUAUGACCAAUUCCGUUUUUUUUUAAAUCUUUACUUUUUGGUCAUGGCACUGAGUCAAUUCAUACCGAGUAUUCGUAUUGGAUACCUGUAUACAUACUGGGGACCGCUGUGUUUUGUUUUGGCAGUGACACUUUUCAGAGAGGCAGUGGAUGACUUCAGACGAUACAGAAGGGACAAAGAAGUGAAUAGGCAAUGCUACGAGCGUGUGGUUCUUGACCAGAACAUAAAUGAUUACCAACCAUUUGUGACGGAGCGCGUGCCAGCGUCGGCGCUGAGAGUUGGCGACAUAGUCAUGCUGCACAAGGGCCAAAGAGUGCCGGCAGACAUGAUUCUAUUGAGGACUAACGAGACAAUGGGUACUGUAUUUAUACGAACAGACCAAUUGGAUGGAGAAAUAGAUUGGAAAUUGAGAAUACCAUUACCUUCUACUCAAAAACUCCCGACAGAUGCACAUCUUCUCGAUAUAAAUGCUCAAAUAUUUGUUGAAAAACCAGAAAAGGAUAUCCAUUCCUUUAUUGGAACUUGUACUAGACUGGACGAAGAAGAGAAUGAUUCUUUGGACAUCGAGAACACGCUGUGGAGCGGCUGCGUCGUGGCUUCAGGUCAAGCUACUGGAUUGAUUAUCUAUACAGGUAGUCAAACGCGCAGUGUGAUGAACAACUCGACACCCCGGUCCAAAGUGGGCCGCCUCGAGCUGCAGGUGAACGACCUCACCAAGCUCCUCUUCGCAGCUACACUCCUCACGUCCUUCCUGAUGAUCGUACUGAAAGGUUUCAAUGGACCUUGGUACGGAUUUCUCUUUAGAUUUGAACUGCUGUUUUCAUACAUCAUUCCUAUCAGUUUGAGGGUAAACUUGGAUAUGGGCAAAGUCUUCUACUCCUGGACUAUACAGAAAGACAAAAAAAUAGAAGGCACUGUGAUGCGAUCGACGACUAUUCCAGAGGAACUGGGUAGGAUACAGUAUCUACUCGCUGACAAAACUGGGACGCUGACCAAAAACGAGAUGGUGUUUCAAAAGCUGCAUUUAGGAAAUGCUUUGUACGACAACAAUCUGUUCUAUGAGGUGGAAGGGUUGCUGACACAAUAUCUGACGAACGAGUCGCACUCGGCGCCAGCGUCGCCCGUACUGGGGAGCUCGGAGCCUCUGUCGCCGACGCCGCAGCAGGUGUGGCGCGCGGUGCUGGCCCUGGCGCUGUGCCACAACGUCACGCCGGUCUACGAGCUCGACGACCAGAGGGCCGACGAGGCGCAGUCAGACAUGGGAAGCUCUAUGAUGUCGGAGAGCUGCGGCGGCGCCGUGCCGCAGCAGGAGCUGUGCGACUACCAGGCCUCCAGCCCCGACGAGGUGGCGCUCGUCAAGUGGACCGACCGGAUGGGUGUAUCCCUGUACCGAAGAGAUUUUAGCAGCAUCGCUUUGAAGCUGCGAGCAACCAACGAGAUCGUGCAGUUCUCCAUACUGCAAAUUUUCCAUUUCACCAGUGAAAGCAAAAUGAUGGGUAUUAUUGUGCAGGAGGAAGUAUCAGGCGAGAUAACGUACUACGUGAAGGGAGCAGACGUGGCGCUCGCGCCUCUCCUGGAGUCCCCCUGGCUCAACGAGGAGUGCAAGCGGCUGGCGGCCGAGGGCCUGAGGACUCUCGUCGUUGCCAAGAAAAUUCUCACUAACAACGAGUAUUUGGAAUUUGAGAGUGAAUACAAAGAGGCGAGGCUGAGCGUGACCAACCGCGCCGAGAGGACCAUGGCGGCGAUGUCGAAGCUGCAGUGCGGGUUGCAGCUGUUGGGGCUCACCGGCGUCGAGGACCGGCUCGCCGACCACGUGCCCGAGACCAUGGCCAUGCUGCGCGCCGCCGGGAUCAAGAUCUGGAUGUUGACCGGCGACAAACUGGAGACGGCGUUGUGCAUCGCGCGCUCGCUGCACCUCGGCGGCGGCAGCAGAUGGUUCGUGGCGCCGGAGUGCAGCUCGCGCCGCGACGCGCACGCGCUGCUGCGCGGCCUCGCCGCCGCCGCCGACCAGGACCUCAUCAUCGAGGGCGAGACGCUCGAGAUGUGCCUGCAGUGCUACGAGGACGAGAUGGUGGAGGUGCUGUGCGGGUGCUCGGGCGUGGUGGUGGCGCGCUGCUCGCCCACGCAGAAGGCGCGCGUGGCGCAGCUGCUGCGCGCGCGCGGCCGGGUCGUGGCGGCCGUGGGCGACGGUGGCAACGACGUGGCCAUGAUACAAGAGGCCGACAUCGGCGUAGGCAUCGAGGGCGCGGAGGGGCGCGCCGCGUCGCUGGCGGGCGACGUGAGCGUGCGCGCGUUCUCCAGCCUGGCGCGGCUGCUGCUGGUGCACGGCCGGCGCGCCGUCAUGCGCUCCGCCGCGCUGUCGCUCUUCAUCGUGCACCGCGGGCUCAUCGUCUCCACCAUGCAGGCGGUGUUCAGCGUAGUGUUUUACUUCUCGUCGGUCUCACUCUAUCCCGGAUUCCUGAUGGUUGGCUAUGGUACCCUGUUCACUAUGCUGCCAGUAUUUUCUUUGGUCCUUGAUAAAGACAUUCCUAGCUCUACUGCUCUCAAAUAUCCUCAACUGUAUAAACAAUUGACAAAAGGAAGACAAUUGUCAUACAAGACUUUCUACAUUUGGACAGGGAUAUCCAUAUAUCAAGGCGGCGUGAUAAUGUACGGCGCGCUGGUGCUGUUCGAGGACCAGCUGAUCCACAUCGUAGAGAUCAGCUACACGGCGCUCAUCCUCACCGAGCUCAUCAUGGUGGCGCUCACGGUGGACACGUGGCACCGCCUCAUGGUGGUGGCCGAGCUGGUCAGCCUGCUCAUGUACGCCACGACGCUGCUCGUCUUCAACAGCUACUUCGACUCAGAUUUCAUCAAGCACUGGGAUUUCUGGUGGAAGGUGACCACGAUAACUCUCGUCUCCUGCUUGCCGCUGUACAUCGUGAAGUUCAUGCACCGCAAGUGGAGCGCCCGCCAGUAUCGCAACAUACGGAAAUGAUGUUUGUGUAUUAGGGCAUAGGGUUCACAUAAUGCCCUAACAUAACGUGUGUUAAACUGGUGUACCGUGAAACCAUUUAUUUGUGCCUUGGAGGGUAAAUUUUUCCAUUGAGAAAAGUGCU